UUUUCAUUGGUUCAAAUUGGAGCUCGAUUAGAAUAAAUUAGCAAAACAUGUAUAAAAAAAAAAAAUCAAAUCACUCUAGCUCGAAUCGUAUUCGGCUCGAUGGGAGCUCGAUCGAGUGCAAUUCCAUUACGUACCAAAUCAAAUUCAAAUACAACUUUUAAAACUCAAUAAAUUCAAGUAAAUUUAAAUUAUCAAAUACAUUUCUUUUUAUCUAAUUACCAAAUACAUUUUGAUUGGAUUCAUUUACAAAUUACAACCCAUCUCUCAUUAGAAAAAAGGAAAUGGUCUUAUUUUCGAUUUUCAUUUCUGACAAGGAUGGUCACUUCAAUUCAAGUCUGUCAAACAUUUUAUCGAACAUGUUCAGUUCAUAAACCAAAGAGGGGUACACACCAAUGGCCGGAGCACCGCCGAAACCCUUAUCCCCGGCGGAAUGGGAGUCACUAAUCGACGAAUACAAUCUCGCCGGCACCGCCCGUCUCCACCGCUGGACCAACGGCGCUCCCGUACUCGACCUCUGCCUCGCCUCCCUCCUCCGUAAAGACUUCCCCCUCCAACUCAAACUCCAUCUCCUCACUUUCCUCGAGCACCACUCCCUCGACGAUCCAUCGCCGCCGUCCUCCUCCUUAUCCCGCCUCCUCGACGCCCUCCGCGCCGUCAUCCAAUCCCCCAACGAACCGUUCUCUCUCAAGGAACAAUUCCUCGUCUCCGCCACCGCCGUUUUCAUCCCAUCUCUACUGGACAGCGACGAUUGUUCGAAUUCCGGCUCCCCGCUCGCCGGUCUGGUCGAGCUCCUGUUGACCAUCAUCAAUCGGCCCAAUCACGGCCUCGAUCGCCACACCAGAGGCAUCGCUUGCGAGUGUCUGCGCCAAUUGGAGCUCGCUUUCCCAUGUCUGCUGUCCGAAAUCGUCCCCCAUUUGUGGUCUCUCUGCCAAAGCGAGCGCACCCACGUUUCGCAAUGGUACGUUCUGUUACUGUCGACAACGAUGCUGAAUGUUGUCAAAUUGAAGCCCAACGACACCUCGAUUGCUUCGAUUAGUAAUGCUACAAUCCCUUUAGUACCGUUUAAUUUCCCGCAGUUUUUAAUCGAUGGGGUCGGAGGCGAUUUUGUGUGGAAGGAGAAGGAGAUUUGUUAUAAAGAGUUGAGAAAAGUGGUUGCUUUUAUGCUCGAAUGCCCGCAAUUAUUAACUCCGUUUGGAUUGGUCGAAUUUAUGAUUGCUAUAAUACCCGUAGCUGAAGAGUUGGAGCUCCAAACUUCUUUGUUGAGGGUACAGUUCUCGUGGCUUUUAUACACGUUCGAGCCGUUGCUUUGUCACGCUUUCUUGGGAUUGUAUUUGAAGUUUUUAGAUUCGUUUGGAGGGCAAGAAUUCGAAGUGGCUUCUCGGUUGUUGUUACUGUCGAAGGAAUCGCAGCACCAUUUGGUUUUUCGGUUGUUGGGUCUCCACUGGAUUUUGGGACUUUUCGGUUGGACAGUGGGUGAUGACGAGGCGAAGAAGAGAAGCGUUCUUGAUAUGAGCUCGAGCUUUUAUCCUACAAUUUUCGAUUCGCUGGCUAUGAAGGCGUUGAAGCUCGACUUGCUUGCGUAUUGCUCUAGUUUGGUUUUUAAUCGUGGAGAUGCAAAUGGUGUUGCUGUAAAGGGUGUGGAGGGAGAAAAGGAGGCGUAUGAGGUGAAGAUGUUUAAAGAUGGGCUUGUUUCUGUAUCGGCUUUCAAAUGGAUGCCUUCGUACAGUACGGAAACUGCGGUGGCGUUUCGAGCAUUUCAUAAGUUUCUGAUUGGUGGAUUGCCACAUUCUGAUGAUGCUGCUGCUUCGUCUGUUAGUGCUCUUAUGGAAUCGAAUAUCUUUCAUGCAUUACAGAAGAUGAUGGUGGACUCUACCUCAGAAUUCAAGGGACUAGUUCCGAUAAUAGUCUCAUCCAUCGACCGUUUAUUGAAUUGCCAAACGCACCGCUGGCUGGGCGAGCACCUUCUAGAAACCCUCGACAAACGUCUACUUCCAAAACUUAAAAAGGACUACAGCCUCGGAUCGUACUUCCCCAUAUUCGAAAGAAUUUCCGAAAACGCCAAAGUAUCGCCGGGUGGACUGUUGGAACUCCUCAUGAGUUUCAUGGUUUUUCUCGUCGAGAAACAUGGUCCUGACACAGGGUUGAAAUCGUGGCGACAUGGCAGUAAAAUUCUCCACAUUUGUAGAACGAUGCUAAUCCACCACCACAGCUCUAGCUUAUUUACUGGAUUGUCUCAUCUUUUGGCGUCUACUUGUCUUUAUUUUCCUGAUUUGGAGGUUCGUGACACUGCGAGAUUUCACUUGCGAAUGCUUACGUGUAUACCAGGAAAGAAACUCAAACAGAUACUGAAAACCGGGGGAAGUUUACCCGGAAUAUCUCCAUCUACUCAUUCCGCCUCAUUCUUUAAUAAUAAUACACAGUCUCCUCACUCGUUAUCCAACCUUAAAAAAUCCAGCACUAUCUCUUCUUACAUGCACAUCCAACGUGUCACACCGUCAUUGGUCAAGCAAUCGUGGUCCCUCUCCUUGCCAAAUUUCAGCACCAGUUCCGAUAAACCUAGUUUCUUUCAAGGCAUAGCCGAUCCUGAACCGAUAAUCGAGGAAAAAGACUCUGAAAUAACCAUUCAUCGGCAAAAAGAGCCUCUACGUGUAAUGGAUGCAAAAAUCUCCGAAAUUGUCGGCCAACUGAGGAGGCAUUUUUCGUGUAUUCCCGAUUAUAGACACAUGCAAGGACUCAAGAUUAAAAUCGAAUGUAGUUUGAGAUUCGAAUGUGAUCCUUUAUUAUCCGACGACGGAGUGGAGAAAUUACCUGCCCUUUACGCAACGAUUCUCAAAUUCACUUCCUCUGCACAAUACGGAACAAUUUCCUCUUUUCAUAUUCCUUUUCUUUUAGGAACACCUCCGAAAAAAGGCGAGCGUUCGAGUCAAACCGACGAUUCUUCAUUAUUAGCUAUUGUUCCGAUCGAUGAGAAUAAGAAUAAUGGUCAUUAUUCAAAAGAAGAGAAUUUCGAAGCUCGUGUAUGUAUAGAAUUGGAACCGCGCGAACCAAUGCCUGGUCUGGUAGAUAUUUUCGUCGAAGCUAAUUCGGACAAUGGUCAGAUAAUUAAGGGACAGCUUCAUGGUAUAUCUGUCGGAAUAGAGGAUAUGUUUCUUAGAGCUAUUUUACCUGAUGACGUGGAGGCUGCUGAUGUGGCGAGUUAUUAUGCUGACCUGUUCGAUGCUUUAUGGGAAGCGUGCGAGUCGUCGUCAAGUACAGGUAGAGAAACGUUCGUCUUGAAAGGAGGCAGAGGGGCGGCUGCUAUAAGCGGGACCCGGUCCGUGAAGCUUCUAGAAGUUUCCGCUGCGGAUCUGGUUCGAGGCGUGGAGCGCCACCUGGCGCCUUUCGUUGUUUGUGUUAUUGGGGAUCAGCUUGUUGAUAUGGUGAAAGGUGGGGGUGUGGUGAAGGAUGUGUUGUGGAGGGAAUAUUUUAAUUCGGAUUCCGAGUUUGAUGCGACACGUCCGCCAGCUGGCGCUGUGGGGGCCCCGCUUUACCUCAAGUACUUGGGGGAUGAGGACGAGGGUGGGUCCCACAUUCCGGCGAGUAGGAAAAAUAUCGGCUAUUUUCAGGUUUUGAUAUUUCUACCUCCGAGAUUCCAUCUGCUUUUCCGAAUGGAGAUUCGCGAGUUUUCGACUCUGGUUCGGAUUAGAACCGAUCAUUGGCCUUGCUUGGCUUACGUCGAUGACUAUUUGGAAGCUUUAUUUUUGGACUGAAUUAAUAUUGUUUUUUUUUUUGUUCUUUAUUUUGCUUUCAAAUUCUUUUAUUCUUGUUUACCUCAGAAGAAUAAUUGCUUCCUUUAUAAUUGGUUGAAGUAUGGAAUAUGUGUAACUGUAUAAGUAUUACCACUUCAUCUUUCUGUGUAAUUUUAAUUUACAUGCUUGUUUAAAAUUGUUUUUUUUUUC
Molecule: messenger RNA, 3938 nt
Organism: Erythranthe guttata (spotted monkey flower)
Lineage: Eukaryota; Viridiplantae; Streptophyta; Magnoliopsida; Lamiales; Phrymaceae
Product: AP-5 complex subunit beta-like protein
Biological process (GO): endosomal transport
Cellular component (GO): AP-type membrane coat adaptor complex
Source: RefSeq, a predicted model, not a curated record